GAACUUUUUUGACCCAAGCAACAUCGCAAAAUCGUCAAAUCCUCGUUUCCUUGCUACAGAACCAACGCCCUUAAAAAUCCUGCCUUCAUAACUAAGAAGAUAUGGGGGGCAAGUCAGGAAACAAGGCCGGCUACUUCGACAAGCUGAAGGGCUUGUUGGAGGAGUACCGGUCCAUCUUCGUCGUCUCGGUCGACAAUGUCUCGUCGCAGCAGAUGCACGAGAUUCGCCAGUCGCUCCGCGGCCAGGGCGUCGUCCUAAUGGGCAAGAACACCAUGGUCCGCCGCGCGCUCAAGACCUUCAUCGCCGACACCCCGGAGUACGAGCGCCUGCUGCCCUUCGUCAAGGGCAACGUCGGCUUCGUCUUCACCAACGCCGACCUCAAGGAGGUCCGCGACAAGAUCCUGGCCAACAAGGUUGCCGCCCCCGCCCGUGCCGGUGCCAUCGCCCCGGUCGACGUGUGGGUGCCUGCCGGCAACACCGGCAUGGAACCCGGCAAGACCUCUUUCUUCCAGGCUCUCGGUGUCCCCACCAAGAUCGCCCGUGGUACCAUUGAAAUCACGACCGACCUCAAGCUCGUCGAGGCCGGCGGCAAGGUCGGCCCCUCCGAGGCGACCCUCCUCAACAUGCUCAACAUCUCCCCCUUCACCUACGGUAUGGGCAUCACCCAGGUCUACGACCAGGGCAACACCUUCCGCGCCGACAUCCUCGACAUUGGCGAGGAGCAGCUCCUGAAGGCCUUCUCCUCUGCCAUCACCACCAUCGCCGCCGUCUCGCUGGCCAUCAACUUCCCCACGCUGCCCUCGGUCAUCCACUCGCUCGUCAACUCGUACAAGAAGGUCCUGGCUGUCGCCGUCGAGACCGACUACAGCUGGCCCGAGAUCGAGCAGCUCAAGGACCGCAUUGCCAACCCGGAGGCCUACGCCGCUGCCGCCCCUGCGGCUGCUGCGGCUGCCGCUCCUGCCGAGACCAAGGCCGAGGAGAAGAAGGAGGAGUCGGAGAAGGAGGAUUCCGAAGACGAGGGCUUCGGCGGUCUUUUCGACUAAAUGUGGCGACUUGACGGCGGUGUUGUUGAGCUGGCAACGUCAAUUUGGCUGGAGCAUGGGUUUGGUAGAACUCGACGCACGGCUCGAUAGGUUGAUGAUGGCCGCUCAAUUCAAGCACUCUGUGUCUGAUGGUCCCCUUAAUUCUGAGUUCGUUGUUCUUGUUGACUGCAAGUGCCUCGACUCGAUCUUUUGGCGCACACAGACCGUGAGGCUCCCAACAUCCAUCUCGACCUUAUGCUAC
Messenger RNA from Thermothielavioides terrestris NRRL 8126, 1284 nucleotides. RefSeq names its product 60S acidic ribosomal protein P0. Gene Ontology annotation, molecular function: structural constituent of ribosome; large ribosomal subunit rRNA binding. Lineage: Eukaryota; Fungi; Ascomycota; Sordariomycetes; Sordariales; Chaetomiaceae. Gene Ontology annotation, biological process: cytoplasmic translation; ribosomal large subunit assembly; ribosome biogenesis. The record is from RefSeq and is a predicted model, not a curated record. The coding region runs from base 102 to 1043 and encodes 313 amino acids. Gene Ontology annotation, cellular component: cytosolic large ribosomal subunit. The transcript is spliced from 4 exons.